Messenger RNA from Cryptotermes secundus, 3304 nucleotides. RefSeq lists its product as uncharacterized. Bases 38 to 1642 code for a protein of 534 amino acids. The record is from RefSeq and is a predicted model, not a curated record. NCBI's taxonomy places the organism in Eukaryota, Metazoa, Arthropoda, Insecta, Blattodea, Kalotermitidae. The transcript has 2 exons.
GCUUUCAGUGUUCGCAGAGGAAGGGCGCUUCAGCAACAUGGGCACCUUAACACGGACAGUUUGGCUGUUACUCGCCUUCACAGCAUUGGCCAGUAACUUUGACGAUGGAGCGGCCUAUGUUCCUCCAAGGACCGUUCUCAAAUCCAGAUACCUCUGUGGGUUUAGAGAUGAUGAUAGACAGGGCCCCCGUUUCAAGACGGACUUGCCUAUCGACCAGAAAUCCAUCUUAACGAAGAUAAUGAAUUAUUUAUCGAAGGAUUUUUUUGCGUCGGUGAUGGGCGAUUUUACGUUCAAGGGACAGCGCAUCCCGAUCGACUUUAUAAUGACAACUAUAGAGAUAGACAGCAGAUUCAUACAGGAUCUGCGAGUGGAAGAUCUGUGGGGAAUAAUACAGCUGUACGGGUAUUAUGAGAAGAUGGCUAAAACUGAACCAAGAACCCGGGACAUAAGCAAGUAUGAACACAUCACAGCGCUUUUUAUGAGAUCGUGUUCACUGAGCAGAGGAACUACAUGGGGUAAAGUUUACAUGGACGGAGCACUAGUUUACCUGGGUAGGGCGUAUUCGUCAAGGGCGGAGAUCAAAACCGAAAAGACUUCGCAGAUAGUCAAAGCAAUAAAAAGAAUUGCAAAAGGAAUUAAACCUUUUCUUAAGCAAAAACCAGUGCCCGAACAACCAACAAAAGGACAGAUAAAUGAACUUCAGAUUACAGUAGAUUUCUUGAAAACGCAAAGUUCCAACGCUACGGGCUCAUUCUUAUUUCUCGGACACAGAAUAUCUAUACAGUUCAUUGAAUGGUACCUGGUCCAGAACGGAAAAAGUGUGAAGAAUUUAACAGCUAAAGAGUUGUUUGGCAUCAUAACGUCUUACCUCUCCGAAACUGAAGAAUUUAAUGGAAUGCCUGAGAAAGAGAAGGCGGUCCUGCGGGACAUACUGAACUAUCUGAAAUUCCUGGGCGAUGGUGCGAGAGGUGAAGUGACGUUCAAAAGCCACACACUCUCAAUAGACUUCAUAAUGACUGUCGUGCAUUUGCAAGGCGCAGACAUAUAUUCACUGACGUUGUCAGAUCUGUGGCAACUAAUAAAGAUGUAUGAAGUUUAUGAGAAGAAACUUGGAAGUAGAGCACAGAACAGGAAUAUAAAAAAAUAUGAACAAGUCACACUGCUCUAUGCAAUAACGUAUUUGAGAAACGAUGGUGGGGUUACGGGUCAAAUUGUCAUAGAUGGAGUGAAAAUUCAAGUAUCUUACAUACUGAACCAACUAAAGAUACGUGGAAAAGAUUUUCGUACCGUCAAUAUUGAACAGAUACAUGGAAUAAUACAUGCCUACAAAUGGAAAUGGACCCCUCAUAAACGUGUACCCCUGGGCACGCAACCAACAGAGGAACAGACACUUGAACUUAGGGCCUUAAUAGACUUGAUGAAGACGCAACGGUCUCCCGCUGUGGGCUCAUUCAUAUUCAGCGGGUACAGAACUUCUGUACAGUUCAUUCUAAGCUACAUGGACCAACAUGGACUAAGCAUCGACAAAUUGAGCAGCAAAGAGUUAUGGAGCAUCAUGCUCCUGCAUGAACGUAAUGAGACAAACACUUCAGUAAGUGUACGGCCAGAAAGCAGGGCAACAGCAGCAAGAACAAAAAACUGAGGUGGUGUAAGCACACAGAACACUUGACCCAUUGGAACUGUAUACACAGAAUAACAUUUAGAUGAAACACUUUACAGAAUCCUGGAGGAGCCUCUUUCUGAAGGAUUAAAUGCGACUGAUUACAUAGAGUUCAGAGGGAGAGACAUCUCCGUGCAGUUCAAACUAACUGAAACAUAUCGAUGUCCGCAACGCCACAGCUGCAGACAUAUACAACAUCUUAUUGUUAUAUUUACACUAUGCAGACACCGCUGCGUCAAAUGAACAAGGCGUACCUCAGGACGAGAUCCUUACAUUACUGGCGAAUCUGCAAUAUUUGAAGACAAACAAAGAAGGUAACAAUGGGAAUUUUACUUUCGAAGGAUACGAAACCUCAAUAGAGUUCAGUACAGAAUUUAUCAAAGCACAAAAAAUAAGUAAUACUAAUUUUACAAUAUCUGCACUUUCCGUAUAAUCCUCGAGAUAUAUAUCGCAGAAGAAGAUCGAUUACUGUUAAUCCUAAACCGCCUGGUGAACUUCGACAGCCUGGAAGAGGUACUGCAGAUCCUCAAAGCACAAGGGAGCAAUGCCACAGGAGCUGUUGAGAUAAGUGGGUAUAUCAUCCCAUUCCAAUACAUCAAACUUAUUCUAAAGGCGCGAGGAAUCGACCCUCAGAAUGUAAGCCGAGAGGAGCUCUGGCUCAUAAUGGAGUUGUCUAUAGAGUUUCAGCAGCAGUCGGAGAAGGCUGAAACAGGUCCUCAAGCAGUACGGAAGUUCUUCAUAGAAAUUCUGCCAAACGCUGAGAGUGUUAAUACUUCUGUUCUUGUGGUGGAUGGACACAGUGUUUUCAUAAGCGAGAUCGUGUUUGUUCUAGGCUUAAUAGUUGAUAACUCAACCGGUAAAUAUGACACUGAACAGCUUACCAGUACCAUAGUGUUGAGAGGAGUUGUGAAGAGUAUAAACAAGCAUGGAGUUUCAAAGGGUCCCCCUCAUACAGCACAUGGAAAGGAUGAACUGCUCAAGGAUUUCCUUCAAGCCAUCUCGAAUCCCGACAAGGUCGCCAACACUGCCAUUGGGUACAAACGGCAGCACAUUAGUGCGUGCACUAGGUAUACACACCGAUAGUGCAACAGGGAAAUAUGAUACACGGCCUUACGGCGGAUCAACUGUUUGAAACAAUCCAGAAGCUCGUAAGCACCACGCAAAACGGAACUACGUAAUGUCUACUGAAUCAUUAUCAAGAGGAGACACAAUAUUUCUUCUAUCCUGAACUUCCACUGCUUUCCUGCGGCCUAUUGUCGACUUUCAUUUCGUGUACACCUACAAUUUGUAAAAGGGACGGUUUACUCUGUUACUGCUUAACGGGAAAGAUUUCUUCCAUCUGACGUCACACACAGAAUACGCUACUCUGAGUAGAAGAGGCACUUCCAGGGGCAACAGAGAAGCAUGGAGUAUCGACAAAAUAUCACCAUAAGAUAUAAGGUUCCAUGUUUUGCAUCUUUUACGUGCUUCCCCCGCCCUCACCAGGCCUUGUUGGCAUUCCCAUUCACACCUAUGCUUCCCUUCCUGGAAGAUAAUUCCCCCUUCCCCUUCAGGACACAUUUUCGUUUACAGUUAUUUUAGUCGCAGGUUUCCAGCAAAUUUCUUGUACGUAGCCGUGCAUUUCGUACAGUUUCAAGUUGCAAG